AUGCAACUACGCAGUCAACCUAUCGUCGCAUGCUUCUGUUGUGCGCUGUUGACGCAAAUUCUCGAGGCUCGCCAGUACGUACUCAUCCGGAGAAUCUACGCAGGAGAGGAAGGUCAAGCGAUGCUCGAGAAAGACGAAUCUUCGCGUUUACUGGGCUGGCCGCUCGGCGUGAGCUCCGAAGUGGCCCUGAUGGAUUCAGCCCCGAUAUUGAGGGCCGUAGUCGAGAAAGACGACGACAGUAACGUGCUCUCAUCGAAAGGUGAAGUGUCUCGGUCAACGGGUUUGUAUCAGGGUCGGAGCGCUCCACGACGCGUAGAGACUAGCCCCAGCGAGAAAACAGAAGAGAUUGCCUCCGGCGAUGAGGGGCUCGUAAAAGUCAAGGACGAUCAACGAGAAAAGAUUGACAUACACAAUCUCGAGCCGGACAUGGCGGAAAGUCAAAAAGGAUCGAAUGCAACCGGCUCGGUCUCCGGCGAGGACGGUCCGAAGACGAAGGCGAAUUCAGAGAGCAGCGCGGAAUCGACCGCGGAGAACGAAAAGGAAUUGGAUUCAAUAGACAUCGCGAAUAUCGAACGAAUCAUGUCCAGACAUAAGAUACGCAUCAUGGGGGUGCCCCACCCAAUGGCUGAGGUUCUCUUGGACCGAGAAAAAGCCGAAAGUGUGAAACGAGUUACGUCUGGACCGCACGAGAUCGUCGGAGCCGAAUCACAAGAAAACCGUCGUGUGGAAGGUUCACCCAAGAGAGCUAUACCGGAACAAGUGAUGCGAAUUGCCGAAUGGUUGCUAAACCGCGGACCUUGA
This is a messenger RNA of Galendromus occidentalis (western predatory mite), 801 nucleotides long. RefSeq lists its product as uncharacterized. NCBI's taxonomy places the organism in Eukaryota, Metazoa, Arthropoda, Arachnida, Mesostigmata, Phytoseiidae. The coding region runs from base 1 to 801 and encodes 266 amino acids. The record is from RefSeq and is a predicted model, not a curated record. The transcript is spliced from 7 exons.